AUGGCCACGACUGCUGCCCAAGACGAAUACAACAGCCUCGUUGCCAAGAACACUGCCCGUGAGUCGCAUCGUGACGACACUGAGCUCUCGUCGCACGACGACUCCGACCUCGACCUCGACGAAGAGACUGUAUACCACAACGCCAAGAUGGAGGCAGCUUUGCGUAUGCCGACCGGGGUUUCGGAGAUCAAGCUUCCCCCGGCGUCCUUUGACAGCGGUAGAUCAACUGGUGUCAAGGGUGUCAUCGCCGACGCCAGAAGUUUCGAGACUGCCCGCAAGACCAAGUGGAUAGACAGAGCCAAGGCCGCCAGGCGGAGCAUAUUUGGCAUGGCCGGUAUCAGCCAGAACUGGGCGGUCAAAAGUGAGAGUGAGACGGACGACGACACACUUAGCGGGCCCGGCUCAGACGAAGAGACGUUUCUGCAACAGUGGCGAGAUAGCCGACGGCGAGAGCUGGAGGACGAGGCCAGCAGGGCGGUGCGGACACGACGGACCAGUCCGAGUGUGCGAGUCUACGGCCGGUUGGACCAGGUGGAUGCUUUGGGCUAUCUCGACGCUAUCGAGAAAGUCAGCAGAGAGACAAAGGUCGUCGUCUUUGUUUACGAUCAUGAGUGUGACGUUUCUGCCGCCAUCGAGUCAGCCCUCGCGCCCCUGGUCAAGUUCCACUCAACAAUUCACUUUGUCAAGGUUCACUACGAUGACAUUGAAUUUGACAAUGCCGCUGUCCCGGCACUGUUGGCCUACCACAACCAAGGCGAUUUGUUUGCCAACUUGACAGGCCUCAUUGAAAUGAUGCCCGACGAAGAGUCGUUUGGCACCAGCUCUCUGCAAAAACUUUUGGAGAGGCACCAGGUCCUGUAA
Metarhizium album ARSEF 1941 is the source of this 861-nucleotide messenger RNA. RefSeq names its product phosducin. NCBI's taxonomy places the organism in Eukaryota, Fungi, Ascomycota, Sordariomycetes, Hypocreales, Clavicipitaceae. Bases 1 to 861 code for a protein of 286 amino acids. The transcript is spliced from 2 exons. The record is from RefSeq and is a predicted model, not a curated record. Gene Ontology annotation, biological process: regulation of G protein-coupled receptor signaling pathway.